This is a messenger RNA of Helicoverpa armigera (cotton bollworm), 1903 nucleotides long. RefSeq lists its product as uncharacterized. The transcript has 2 exons. NCBI's taxonomy places the organism in Eukaryota, Metazoa, Arthropoda, Insecta, Lepidoptera, Noctuidae. The record is from RefSeq and is a predicted model, not a curated record. Bases 245 to 1903 code for a protein of 552 amino acids.
GAGACAGCUAGUCGCGUACCUGUCUAGUGUCUGGUGAGCGCAAUCGUUACCGAGGCGCGUCGGUCUGCAUCGGCGGGCAUGCGCACACCAACCACACUCGCGUUCGACCAAGUUUAGUGAGAAGCGAGGAGGAACGGCACUGCACGCUGGCUGCGAGUGGUCGAGUCGCCGCCGCCGCGCCGCGCCGCCCGCACCCGCAGUCCUCCCGCCGCGCCGGCUCUGCGCGCUCCACGCUAACCGCACCAUGGUGAUGGACAACCGUGUAAACGAAGAUAACGAAACAGAACACAACUCAUCAAUUUUUAUAACAAAUUUUCAAAAUGGAGACAUCAUAAACUAUUCACUUGUUUUGAUAAAAGGAAUUAUAACAAGAGGCAAUUCCAAUAACAAUGACAAACUUACAUGCACACUGAAAGGUGAAAACUUUCAAAAUAAAUCGGAAUGGAGCGUUUAUAAUGGAGAAUUUAAAGUGAUAAUCGAAUUAAAUAGAGGUGAAAAUAUAAUUGAAUUGGAAUAUGCAGAGCAGCAACGGAAAACACUGCUCCUAGAUUAUACACCAAGAAAAACAAAUCUUCGGGUAACCCCAGUUUACAUAAUAUGCCAGGGCCACGAUGGAUGUUUUCAGAGCCCGCCGGAUAUUGAUAAUUCAAUAGAAAGUGCUUGUUCUCGAAUAGCUCUGGGGUCAAAGUUGAUACAGAGUUUAACAGCUGAAAAGCUUUUUGAAAGUGGAAUCGGAAGAAAAACAUUUCAACUUGAACAUGAAGUCAAUCCUAAAAAACCUGAAUGCAUUGUAUUUAAAAGCAGCCUCAACGUUAACAAGGCAAGAAAAAUGAAACAAACAGAAUUAUGGUCACAUUUUGGCAGAGAAUUGAUGCUUUCUGAUCUGGGAAGUAAUGAGAGAAAGUUCCUGGGAUUCAUAUCUUGUACGCGAUAUAAAGGUACUGACAUAGAUAAACCUAUGACACAUGAAGAAAUCAUAUCCCUUACCGAAGCUUAUGCUGCGCUAGGAGGAGGAGGCUUGGCACUGUUCGGAACUGCUUGCCUAUACACCUGGCCAACGACAGUAGAAGAAAUAGUACCCAAAUUCUUAGAUGCAACACCAGUCAAUGUAAGACGAUUUAUGGAUGACAGCGGUUACCGUGGAACCCUAGGAGGAUGUUUUGCUACUACUCUUGGAUCAGUAUUCCACGAACUGGGACAUACGUUUGAUCUGGGGCACACGAAAGAUGGCAUAAUGGGAAGAGGUUUUGACAACCUAGAUAGAGUUUUCGUUGUUGGAGAAAAACGGUCAGCUAUAGUAAAAGAUAACAUGAACAACUUUAGUGGAAAACCAGUACAACAUUCCACGGUAUCAUUACAGCGCAAUAUAAGUGUCACGAUGAAUGUCGCAGAACCAUUGCGAGUUUUAGGACCAAGAAGUAAAACCACCUUGGGAAAUUUUGCUGCCAUGUCUAAGUCGGACAUAAUAAGAAGAAGUCCUAAUGUCACUCCUAUAACCAGGCCUUCCAGUGUUUAUUCCAAUAUAACAAACAGACUGACAGAUUCAAAGAAAAAUAUUAAUCGAACAAAUGGAAAUGAUUCAAUUUACUGGACCCGAAAUUGUGCAGUGUUGUUAUCUUAUCACCGGUGGUUCAAUAAUGAGUAUGGAAGAGAAAGGCAAGCAAUUACAAGAUAUCUGAAAUUUGAUAAGAACAAAAUGAUGAUAAUUUCUACAGCUGGUAUUAGAAUAGUUGAAGUAAGAGAUGAGUCAAACGGAAUGGUAUUGGAUUCAUAUGAAUUUACAAAUCUUGUGCCAGAAAAAAGAUUCUUGGUUCCUUUUACAUUUUCACCAAAAACUAAAGUUUUGACGAUAGUUGUUGAAGAUGAUUUGGGAAACGUGUUGAAACAGACAUUUUCAUAUUAA